Molecule: messenger RNA, 3115 nt
Organism: Orussus abietinus
Lineage: Eukaryota; Metazoa; Arthropoda; Insecta; Hymenoptera; Orussidae
Gene: RIC-3
Product: protein Ycf2-like
Exons: 8
Coding region: 327-2384 (685 amino acids)
Biological process (GO): protein localization to cell surface; synaptic transmission, cholinergic
Cellular component (GO): neuronal cell body; neuron projection; intracellular membrane-bounded organelle
Source: RefSeq, a predicted model, not a curated record
UUCUGUAUAUUCAUUAAUUAUCAACGAGAUGAUAGAAUGGAUCUAUUUCGUGUUGAUGUGAGGCUUUAACGCGAUGACUAGUGGAUCCUAUAUGGCUAGGUACGGCCCUGCUCGCAGACGAAAAUAGUAGAAAGAGCAGACGACAGUUCGCAGCUCGAGGGCUCUGUCGGUUUCGUCGUAGGCUGCACUGGGCUUUCUGUUGGCGUGUGUACUCGCGCAACUACGGUGCGAGUACGGGAGUCUAUGUACAGAAGUGGAAUCCCGUAGCUCUCGUACGACAAUUCGAUCGAAACCACGAAAGAGUCUCGAGCAACGAGUCAACGAACAUGGCCGAAACGGCAGAAUUCGGCCCUCGCAAAACGAUCUUCAUAUUGGCGAUAGUGGCAGGUUGCUUCGCCGUCUUGUGGCCUAAAAUUUUUUACCCUUUGCUUACCGCCUCUGUCAACCCUCAUCAUCCACCUACGGAAAGUACCGCAUGCUGCGAUGUGAUAUUCGAGAGUGACAUAAAUACAGUGGAUAUUCUGCAAGAAAUGUGUCAGAAUAUUUUGAGGCAUCAUCAAAUCGACCCCCGGGUACGGGAUGCCUUGAAGGUGAAUAAAUUGACGCCUCAAAGUGCAAGUUUAUGUCGAGAGGAAGUCUUAGCCAGAUGUGGCAUAGACUUGUCGUCGUUUUUAGCAGAGAGAGAAAGAUUGGGCAAAUCUUAUAAGCAAGUUUUGGAAGAGAUUCGAUCUUUUAAUAGUUCCUUGUGUUUAAAAAUGAAUUUUGGAGUACCUUUAUCACAACUGGGAAUGCCACACCUUAUCAGAUACCAUAUUUUGAUGCCCCACAGUACCGUGAAACAAGAGCGGAGAACCCCACCUCAUGCAGGAGGUUUACAUCCAGCUAUGAGGGAACGAGGACGAGCAAUUCCAUCAUCCCAUAUUGUGCCGAAAGUAGAAGAUAGACCCGAGCAAGUUGCCAUUCCCAAGAUGAGACCACCAUUGGGUGGAGCUGGUCAUGUAGUACCUGCUCCAAAAGGAAACAGUACCAUGGGAAUCAUCAUGCCUCUUUAUACCUUAGGAAUAAUAUUGUUCUUUGUGUAUACCAUCGUUAAGGUAGUAAAGAAGAAUUCCGACAGUGAGAUCAUAUCCGAGUUUCCGAACAUAGGAGCGGAGGCAGAGAAAGAGUUUCGAAAAAUGGUGUUCAGUCCGGACGUAUUCGCAACUGCAAUGACCGGGUCGUUACAAUAUCGUAAAGAACGAUCCGCCUCUCCCCUCAGACCUGCUCCGACGAUAGAGGAGUUAAAGGACCAAGCAGCAGGGGACAUAGAGAUAGAUCAGCUGAGACGACGAUUGGUCGAGACCGAAGCAGCUAUGGAUCGAAUCAUCUUUCACAUGGGCUUAUCACGUUCGGUAAUGCGUAGCUCAAGCCCACAGCCAGAAACCAAGGAGGAUACGGUUGAUAAAGAAUUAUCUAGCAAAGAAGAUACAGAAUUAGAAGAAAUAGAGGAAUCAUCGCCGACAGUUAAAGUUGUUGGCAUGGAAAUGACAGCUGCUUGUGAAGGAGGUCAAAGGGGCAGUCGACCGACUACCCCUCUUACACCAGUUUCGCACAGCCACGUUGAAAGGGAAAAAACACCACCAAGGCCAAUAUAUUUAGAAGGCGCUUUACCUCCACAGUGUGAACUUCUUGUAACAGAUUCUGAAACACAAGCAGAAAAGCCAGAGGAAGAUGUGGAAGCUCCGGUAGUUCUAUCAGGCAAAAUGACCCUCUCCCUCAUCAGUCUCGACCAGAUUGCAGCUGAAACUGAUGACAAUGGCCUGCAAGAACCGUGUCAGUUUGACAAACAUGAACAUGAAUUAGAGGAAUACGGUGACAAAGGAGAAACUAGCGAAGAAGAAGAAGUACAGGAAGAAAACAAGAAAAGUGAAGGUAGCAGCGAUGACAGCGACGAUGAAGAUACGACGGAAGAAAGCGAUAGCGAAGAAAAUGACGUCCUUGAUGCAGAGGAAAAGGUAGCUGAACAACAUUCAGAUAUAAAUGCAAGAGAAGAGAAUACUAAAAUAACGGAAAAUCAAUCUUUACUUCAAAAUCACUACAAAAGUGAAAACAGUAGUGAAAAUGAUGAAAGUGAAGAAGAACAAGAUGUUGAAGAUGAAAGUGUAGAAGAGACCAGUGAGGAAGAAGAAGAAGGAGAAGAAGAAAGGGUCGUGGGGGUUGAGGAAAAUGACGAGGAGGAAGAAGAAGAAGAAGAGGAAAACGAGGAUAAUGAGAGGGAGGACGAGGGUGAGGCUGAGGACGAGGACGAGGACGAGGACGAGGACGAGGGAGAUGAAGAUCAGGAUAGCGACGAGGAGGACGAAGAGGAAGACGAAGACGAAGACGAGGAUAGUGAAAAAGUUUGAAGAAAGUAUAGGAAUGAAAGAUUUGUAAAGGAAAAUCGUUGGUUUCUAGUUUUGCAAACCAAAAUGAUGAACGUUAAAUUUUCUAAUAGUUUAAAUCCUUACAGGUUAAAAAAUAGUUACUCUUUUUUACAAAUCAAAGUGAAUAGACAUAUGAGAAUAUUGCAUUUUCCAAAGUCUAAGGUAUAGUUUUGUCCGAUCGGAGAUAACCACGAGAUUCAUCAUACUUCAUUUUUACUGCAGAGCAUUUUGUCAAAGUAUAUGGUACCGUGAUCCAUCAUUCAAAAUUCGACACUUCAUAUAUGGACAAUUCACAUCUACUUUAUAAUAUCUUUUUAAAAUUGCUUAAGUUAUGUGUAUACUUUCACAGAAUUCUAAUUCCAUGCCAUAUCUUAAAAACACAAAAGCCUUUUUUUAACUCCAACACUUUGUUGUACAUUUAUCACACUUCCACGCGAGUUGGCCUUAGUAGUUAAUAUAAAGUGUAUACAUAGCAUUAAAGUAUACCAAUAUGAAAAAAUUAAAGUUAUAUAGUAUGUAAUUCAUAAUCUUACUCCGUAUCAUGAUAAUUGAUAGUUUCUUACUGUGCGUUUCUGCUCAGUUUGGAAAAAUUACACAACGAUGGUACACAAUGACAAGGAUGUAACAGCUCUGAAGUUAUAACCAGCAUGUGCAAAAUAUCAUGAGAUCCAAACAACUUGAUGCAAUGGCCAAAGCUAAUUAAUUGCUAAUAA